UUUUCUAUAUAAUGGUUUAUUACUAUUUUCAGCUUCAAGUAGACCUUGAUGCGGGCUCUCAACAGUGAUCCAGUUGAGUCGCUAUUCAGCUGCUUCCGCCAAUUCAAUGGCGGCAACGACCGAGUUGACGCCAGAACAGCUGUCUUCACAGCAGAGAAGUUGCUAAAGGUUGGCAUUUUAGAGGCAGCCAGAAGCGGGAAUGCGCCUUCUAAUUCGGAGUGCCAAAGGGCAUUGAGAGCUACGAACAGUUUCCAUGGAGCAAAAAGUCCAGCCAUUCCUGACGACGCUCUUGCUGUGCUGUGGAAAAUUCAGCACGUGAUGAAGUGCGUUGAAGUCCCCGUCCUAUUUGACUUGACCACACUGGUUUACCUGGCAGGAUAUUUGGCUUUCGUUUGUGAAGAAAAGGUAAUAUUUUGUUUGGCGACUACAUCACCAGAUUUAGCACGCACGCACAAAAUGAAAACGCAAUACAUGGACUUCUUGACUUUGCAGGUAACAUGCCCAGCGUGCAAACUGCAGUUGAAAGGAAAAGCUUCACGCGAGGGUGCAUACCAGUUCGUCUUCAGCCUUGACCAAGGAGGGCUCAGCUACCCCCGACGUCAAGUUGUCUGGUUGUGUAAGCUGGUCUGUACCUUCGCUGAAAAAGCACUACACUCAGCAGAAAUCCGUCGCUGUGGACAAAUAUGCAAACUGCUCUCAAGUGCUGUACUUCCACACUUCACAAGCUGCCCUCUGAUGUGGUGUUCCGCUUGCAGAGACCCGUACCACUGUGAAGAACUGUGUGAGCUCUUUAUCAAGAAGCUGCUGAGGCCACUCUUGGCCAACUGGGCUGGAGAUCUCAACAGCUCUCUAGAAAAUAUACUAAAACUUUCUCGAAAACCACUUUCCCGCAAAGUCCUCCGCUUGUGAAAUCUGCCACGAUGUACAUAUGAGUAUUAAGCCAUGCGUAUCUCACACUA
This is a messenger RNA of Rhipicephalus sanguineus (brown dog tick), 959 nucleotides long. RefSeq lists its product as uncharacterized. The coding region runs from base 49 to 909 and encodes 286 amino acids. The record is from RefSeq and is a predicted model, not a curated record. NCBI's taxonomy places the organism in Eukaryota, Metazoa, Arthropoda, Arachnida, Ixodida, Ixodidae. The transcript has 2 exons.